Pungitius pungitius (ninespine stickleback) is the source of this 2189-nucleotide messenger RNA. It is a transcript of the gene gcgrb, whose product is annotated as glucagon receptor b. The record is from RefSeq and is a predicted model, not a curated record. Gene Ontology annotation, biological process: cell surface receptor signaling pathway; adenylate cyclase-activating G protein-coupled receptor signaling pathway. Gene Ontology annotation, cellular component: plasma membrane. Gene Ontology annotation, molecular function: peptide hormone binding; glucagon receptor activity; gastric inhibitory peptide receptor activity. The transcript has 14 exons. Lineage: Eukaryota; Metazoa; Chordata; Actinopteri; Perciformes; Gasterosteidae. The coding region runs from base 241 to 1848 and encodes 535 amino acids.
GGAGGCUCCCUGCGGCGAUGGGUCGGCCGGUGAGAUGAGCAGCGGGCGGUGUGGGGGUGGACGCUGAGGUAAAAAGCCCUUCUGCUCACCUGUGUUGACGGUGGAGGACACACCUCUCGGAUGCACCACGCAGAGUAGACCGCCAAGCAACGCGGUGAGAAAGGGACGGGACCCCCUCAUGUGUCGAGGCUCCUCUGUGUUCUGGUCCCCACCAACCCGCACCCUCCCAGCGUCAGGGGGAUGUCCCAGGUGUGUCUCCUCUUGGCCUUGCUUAUGCUCUGCAGCUGCCCAAAGGCUUCCUGUACAAACUCCUUGGAGCUCUUGAAAGAGCAUUGGAGCAGCUACAAAAACCAGUGCCUGGACCACCACUCUGCCACGCCCCCCGCCACAGGGCCGGUGUGUAAUAGGACCUUUGACCUGUACGCCUGCUGGCCCGAUGGACUCCCAGGAACCACUGCCAACGUCUCCUGCCCGUGGUUCCUGCCAUGGUACCGUACAGUUCAGCAGGGUCUGGUCUACAGGUUCUGCAAUGAAGACGGUCAAUGGGCCCAAAAGAAUACCAGUGAAUGUGAGGACGGCCCUGGUGAGCAGCAGCAGCAGUACGGCCGUACCCUCAAUCAGCUGCGGAUCAUGUACACGGUGGGAUACUCCCUCUCCCUGGGGGCUCUGCUACUGGCCCUGGGAAUCCUCAUCUCCUUCAGGAAGCUCCACUGCAUGAGGAACAACAUCCACAUGAACCUCUUUGCCUCCUUCAUCUUGAAAGCCGUGUCCAUCCUGGUCAAAGACGCCUUGCUGUCUCUCACUCUGGACCCCAGGAGCGGCAACGACACCCGGACCCAAGCCUGGGUCAACAUACCGGCUGUUACGUGGUGCCGUGGGGCCGUGGUGAUGAUGCAGUACAGCGUGAUGGCCAACAACUACUGGCUGCUGGUGGAGGGCAUCUACCUGCACAGCCUGCUGGUCAUCACCGUGUUCAGCGAGAGGAAGUACUUCUUCAGUUAUCUGGCCAUCGGCUGGGGAGCACCGCUCAUGUUCGUGUUACCGUGGAUCGCCGUCAAAUAUCUGUACGAGAACGAGGAGUGCUGGGAGAGGAAUAUCAACAUGGGAUACUGGUGGAUCAUCCGUUCUCCCAUAGUCUUUGCUUAUCUGAUCAACUUCUUCAUAUUCAUACGAAUUAUCAAAAUCCUGAUGUCUAAACUCAGGGCUCAUCAGAUGAGAUACACGGACUACAAGUUCAGAUUAGCAAAAUCCACUCUGACUCUGAUUCCUUUGCUGGGGAUCCACGCCAUCCUCUUCACCUUCGUCAUCGACGAGUCGGUCCCUAAGGGCUCCAUGCUGCGCCUCAUCCGCCUCUUCUAUGACCUGCUCUUCAACUCUUUCCAGGGACUGCUGGUGGCCAUUCUGUACUGCUUCGUCAACAAAGAGGUGCAGUCCGAGCUGCUGAAAAAGUGGAAGCGGUGGAAGCUGGGCAAGGACAUCGAUGAGGAGUACCGCCACACCCACAGCCACACGCCGCACAUCAAGAGCGGCAGCAUCGCCACCGGCAACCUCCCCUUUCUCAACGACAACCACGCCAGCGACCCCGGCGGUGACUCGCCGCGCCUCAACAAGGCCGACCGAGACCGCUCGUGCGCCGCCGCGCCUGAGGAGAACCGCCGACUCGUCGUCUGCUACAGCAACGGGACGGGCGAGGGAGGGCGCGCCAAAAGCAGACACGCCCUGCAGUUCUCCUUCCUGCCGCGGCGAGGCGCCGGCAGUCGCGUGAGCACCACCACGCAGGACGUGUCUCUGGAGGAGAUGGCGCAGUGCGGGUCGUACCCGCUGGAAGGAGAGGAGACCACCGUCUGAGGACGACGUGCCUCGAGUCCCAACGCUCUCUCUGAUUGGGCCGAUUGGCCUGAGAGGGAGGAGGUCCCACGCCGACCAGCGUUUAGACCCGCCCAGCUGCAGAUGAAUAUUUAUUGAAAAUGGGUCGUUGAUGCAAAAAGCCCAUUAGGAAUGAUGAAACAGAGUGUGCGUGUGUGUGCGUGUGUGUGUGUGUGCGUGUGUGUGUGUGCGUGUGUGUGCGUGUGUGUGUGUGCGUGUGUGCGUGUGUGUGCGUGUGUGCGUGUGCGUGCGUGUGUGUGUGUGUGUGUGUGUGUGCGUGUGCGUGUGUGUGCGUGUGUGUGUGUGUGUGUGUGUGUGUGUGU